AUGGACUCCGAUUCGGACUUCUACGGGGACGAGGAAACUGUUGCGAAUCUAGAGGCGCGUGUAGCUUCCUUCGACGUCAAAGCCUUCUGGAAGGAGCAAGGUCUUCUUGGCAUGGCCAUGCCUCAGAGACAGGCGCAACCUCAACCAGCUCCUGCUACCCUUCACAACCCAUAUGAAGGCUGGCCAGAUGCGUGGCAACUAACCGAGUCUAUUGAGCAAUUCCUUGCUCGGCUUCCCCCGGAGACCACGGAUGUUAGCGAAGAUAUCGGGUGGAUCUGGAUAUGCAAUCCUUUCAUUCGUCGACGGGGCAAGGCUCUUGAUGACCAUCAGAAAGCUGGCCGAGGGGAGGAUGAGGCCCCAGAGGAGAUGGGCACUCAACUGGCACUCUUCAAAGAAGGCGGCACCGAGAGGCUGCACAUGCUUACAGAUUUUGUCAACCACGCCAAAAAGAGCGGCAAGGCGAAGACGGCAAUCUCCCGCGAGGUGAACCAGGAGCGAGAGGCGGCCGUGCAGCAGAUCUAUGCCCUUGCGCAACACUUGCGUGUGAGAACGGGCAAGGUGAUUGAUUAUGCCCCGAUAGACAAUUCUGCAAAGCUCACAAGGUUACAGUGGAUGCUCUUCGUGGAACCAAAGAAUGUCAAUGUAGUCUGGGAGAUUGUGGCUCGAGCUACAGCCCAGAACGAACUGGGGAUUGCGGCAAAGGUCGCCCCUAGGGACGGUGCAGACUCAAGACGGGCUCACCUAAUCUGCAUAUACACCUACAACUUCAUGGACAAAGAUGAUGUAGGCAGAGUGCUGGUGCGUUUGAGACAGCUGGAGCUCGUACGUACUGGCGGUAAGCCAAUCUAUUACAAGGCUGAUGCCCUUACCCACCUCGGCAUCAACAGUGGCAAUGUGUGGGAGUUUCGAGCGUCAUUGUACAACUCCAACGAGAUCUUCGGAUAUCUCAAAUCCAAAGAACAUUAA
Molecule: messenger RNA, 966 nt
Organism: Phaeoacremonium minimum UCRPA7
Lineage: Eukaryota; Fungi; Ascomycota; Sordariomycetes; Togniniales; Togniniaceae
Product: putative dna polymerase ii large subunit-like protein
Exons: 4
Coding region: 1-966 (321 amino acids)
Source: RefSeq, a predicted model, not a curated record